Molecule: messenger RNA, 171 nt
Organism: Cetraspora pellucida
Lineage: Eukaryota; Fungi; Glomeromycota; Glomeromycetes; Diversisporales; Gigasporaceae
Source: the annotation of a GenBank genome assembly
AUGGAUGUCUUGGAUGAACAUGAUAUAUUUAACAAAACUCUAGCUUUAACUACUAAUAAUGCAUUUUCAAUGAUUUUGUGUAGUGCACUUAUAGCAGAAGAACUUGAGAAAAAUUUUAAUAAUUUCAGUUUUUCUUAUUAUAGAUGUGCAGUCCAUGUGUUGAACUUGGCA